Messenger RNA from Colletotrichum spaethianum, 405 nucleotides. RefSeq lists its product as uncharacterized. The transcript has 2 exons. NCBI's taxonomy places the organism in Eukaryota, Fungi, Ascomycota, Sordariomycetes, Glomerellales, Glomerellaceae. Bases 1 to 405 code for a protein of 134 amino acids. The record is from RefSeq and is a predicted model, not a curated record.
AUGAGACUCGCAGCCAUCGUCAACACGGCCAUUGCCGUCUCCGCGGGCGUUUCUGCCGCCCCGCUCGAGCCUCGCAGCUCCUUUGUCGAAGUGUCCCUGCCGGCACCCCACAACUGGGUGCCUGGAGGAUCACUCUUCCCGAGCCAGGUCAUUGCCGCGUAUCACGGCGACCUUGGAAACUACACCGCCGCCACCUGGUCGGCGUACGUCCUGGAGAAGUGCAAGAGCUACACCGCCUGUACCUCCAGCGCGACUUACUCAGGCAUCAACAGCGGCAGCACAGGCGGACGGUACUGGUUUGGUUUCGUGUUUAGGGGCGGUGCUACGACGGUGGCCAACUAUGAGCGUGAUGAGGACGCGGCGAACGCCGUCGCAGACUCGAAAGCGUAUACUAUCACUUCGUAG